Messenger RNA from Entelurus aequoreus (snake pipefish), 771 nucleotides. RefSeq names its product hydroperoxide isomerase ALOXE3-like. The record is from RefSeq and is a predicted model, not a curated record. Gene Ontology annotation, molecular function: protein binding; oxidoreductase activity, acting on single donors with incorporation of molecular oxygen, incorporation of two atoms of oxygen; iron ion binding. Lineage: Eukaryota; Metazoa; Chordata; Actinopteri; Syngnathiformes; Syngnathidae. The coding region runs from base 1 to 771 and encodes 256 amino acids. The transcript is spliced from 6 exons.
AUGGUGGUCUACGAGGUGACCGUCUACACUGGCGACCGCGUUCAUGCCACCACGUUGAACUACAUCCACAUUAAGCUGGUGGGCACCGAAGGCGAGAGUGACCGAACGUGGCUGAUGUCUUUGAUUAUCUUCAGGGGAUCAGUGUCUACUUAUACUGUGACCUGCGAAAACUCUCUAGGACAGCUACUUCUGAUAGAACUGGAAAAACAAAAAAAUUUCAUGGUCCUUAGUGACGCUUGGUUCCCUGACAAGGUGGAAAUCAAAUCACCCGAGGGCGACGUUUACACUUUCCCCGUCUACUGCUGGAUCAGUGACACUGAGACUCACCGCUACAGAGAGGGAAAAGCUCUGAGGAUCUUUGAAGAAAACAACCCUCUUGGUCAGUACGCACGGGAGCAGGAGCUGAGCCAGCGGAGUAAAGACUAUAGCUGGGACAUGUAUCACCCAGGCCUGCCAUACAGCAUUAAGGCAGAUGGUCCCCUUACCCUGCCGGAUGAGGUCCAGUUCUCCUUCACCAAAACUACACAGUUUGCCUUCACGGCAGCCAUUGGGUUAGCAGAGCUGAAGCUAAAGGGCCUGCCAGAAAACCACGACAGUUGGGAGAAUCUCGACGAUAUCAAUCAAGUGUUCUACAAAAAAGACACAGCCUUAUCAGCUUUGUGUCGAUCGGUGCUGCGAGCUAGCACACCGGAGCCGGCUAGCAUUACCGGCCUGAGAUACGGAGGUGGAUUUUUCCUUCUGUUGCUGGAUGAGUCGGCAGAUAGACCGUGA